UAUAAUUUAUGACCACGUGACAAGAAGGAAAAUGGCGUCGAUUGACCUGGGCGCCAUGGCAAAUCAAAACUCGAAUUUUUCAUCGGAUGCAGAUGCACCUGCGUGGCCAACGGAGAAUGGAGUUAAACAAGAGACGGAUCCUUUUGCAUUCAGGAAGAUGAAGUUAGACGAUGUAUCGAGCCAAAAAUUGUGGUACCCUAGCUUAUGUACAUGCGACGACCGAAUGUCUGAUAUUAGUCGAGGGCUUGUUGCCAUGAGCUCCUGCUCUCAGUCAAUCAUGGGGAUGCUAGCGAAUCUAUGGAGAUGUGCCCUCAGGCAGACCAGAUUGGACCCCUUGUGGAGGGACCGGGUGCCAAAAGGGAUCAGAAACCAUUCACAUUACCCAAGCUAUCAUCCUCCCAGAAUGAGCUUAUACAACGAGCAAAGAAGUAUGCUAUGGAACAGAGCAUAAAGAGUGUUUUGGUGAAACAGACCAUAGCCCAUCAGCAGCAGCAAAUGCAGAAUUUCCAGAACACGGUCCAGCGGCAACAGGCCUUGGCGUUGAUGUGCAGAAUCUAUGUUGGCAGUAUUAACUUUGAGAUCAAGGAGGACACCAUCAAGCAGGCAUUCCUCCCCUUUGGCCCCAUCAAGAGCGUAAACCUGUCCUGGGAUCCGGUCACCAACAAACACAAGGGCUUUGCCUUCAUUGAGUAUGAGAUUCCAGAGGCAGCGCAGCUGGCACUGGAACAGAUGAAUGGGGUCAUGAUAGGAGGGAGGAAUAUCAAGGUAGUUGGACGACCCAGUAAUAUGCCACAGGCUCAGCCUAUUAUUGAACAGCUAGCAGAGGAGGCCAAAAAUUAUAACCGUAUUUACAUAGCUUCCAUCCACACAGAUCUCACAGAGACAGAUAUCAAAAGUGUUUUUGAAGCUUUUGGUAAAAUUGUGACCUGUAAAAUCAUCUCGGAAAAUCCAAAAGGCGGAAAACACAAGGGUUAUGGCUUUAUAGAAUAUGAAACAUCUCAGGCAGCCUUGGAUGGAGUGACUUCUAUGAACUUAUUUGACCUUGGAGGUCAAUAUCUGCGAGUAGGGAAGGCCAUCACCCCUCCUGAUGCCCUGCAGCCAGCCUCCGGACCAGGCAGCCUUCCUACAGCAGCAGCAGUUGCAGCUGCUGCAGUGACAGCGAAAAUUACAGCCAUGGAUGCUCAACAACAAUUUAGCCAAGUUCUUGCACCUCCUGGGGUAGCAACACCCACUGGGCUUGGCACAAAGACGCCAGAGCGGGUAGUCUCAGAGCAAGGUGUUGUUGAACCUAGCAGUCUCCACGGGACCACACUUCCAAUGGGGGUGGCACCACCCUCAAUCCCUCCCCCUGGCAUUGUGACUCCAGUAUCGGGAGCUGGUAACAUCCAAAUACCCCAGAUGUCGGGUCCCCCAUUACAGAUCCCCCUACCUCCUGGGGCACUUAGUCCGUUUCAUGCACAGCCACCCAAAGAGGAGGAGAAAAAGAAGAAGCCAACUGAGGAGGAUGUUGCCCAGACCCUCGACCAACAAGAGAACAUGAAGAUCAGUGGCAGUAACGCCAGGCAUAUGGUCAUGCAGAAACUGAUGCGCAAAUCAGAUUUUCGAGUCAUGGCGUUGCGAAACAUGGUUGGACCAGAAGAUUUGGAUGAUGAACUCGAAAAUGAGGUUACAGACGAGUGUGGAAAAUAUGGUGUUGUGAAUCGUGUAAUUAUUUACCAGGAAAAACAGAGUGAAGCGGAGGAUGCAGAAAUAAUUGUUAAAAUAUUCGUGGAAUUUUCAAAUCAAAGUGAAGUGGAAAAGGCGUGUCAAGCAUUAAAUGGAAGGUUUUUUGGUGGACGAAUAGUAACUGCAGAGAAAUAUGAUCCAGACAUGUUUAAUGCGAACGAUCUCUCAGGAUGAGUGCAUAAUAUUUCGUUGGUUUUUUUUUAUAAAAAGAACACUUUAAUAUAAGAAUCGGGCAAAAUCCAUAACCUGUCACAAUUCCUGAAUAUCCAUGAGAACAGGAUGGAACAUGACUUCCAAGGACAGGGGAUGAGGUGUGCGAGCUUAGGAGUAGAUGUGUAUCUCCAAUAUGUACACAGUUCAACCUCUCUUAGGUUCAUAGACUCCAGGCUCUGUGAUGCAGCCAAGUACACCAGUACAAAGACAUCUGCCAGAGGCUGUUCACCUGUACACUACAUAAGAUUCCAGGAUUUCAUGUUUCUUGGUACAGAAAUACAAAAACUAACAAACAUGUUAACAUCUCCUAGACCGAGUAGCAGGUAGAUUCUGGCCAUGGGUAUCGGCAAAGACCUUGACUCCCCACAGCACUGACAGGUCUUUUGUAGGUAAAAAUAAAACAUCACGCACAUCUUUUGAGGAAGUCGUUACCACUGAUUGUGAUGAGGGACAUCGACUCACCAAGUGCUGGUAGGGUUGGCGAUGUGAGUCAUUGGGCCCGAGUCAUUCAGAUAACCACUCUGGUUAUGAAGGAGAAAGGACUGGGACACCGGUGUGUUGAUGUGAUUUCCAGAUAGUCUGGAACAAGAGAUGCUAUAAAUCACUAAUAUUCGACAGUGAUGCAUAUUUUUGUGUAAAUUUUUGAAUUUCAGUCGUGAAUUAAAAUACCCCAAAUUCUGAAUUCAUAUACUGCAGCACUUUCAAUUUCAUGUGCAUUUAAUUUAGCAAAUUCCCCAUUCUACCCAUAUUCACAAGGACAUCGAUUUGUGUUCAUGUAUGACAGGCAUAAAAACUUAUUCAUAUGUAGAUACUUUCAUUGAUGAUUAAUGCUAAAAUUUACACAAAAAUGUAAGUAAUCGGCAGUAUUUGUUAGUUCAUAAAGGUAUACAUGAUGUGUUGAAAGUAAGAUGUAAGCACUGUAUGUGUUGACAAUACCUGAUGUAUGUGUCUGAUGUAAAUAACUGUGUGUUUUGACAAUGAACAUGAUGUAUGUUGAGUGUAAGAAGGGAGACAGUUUAUCACUAUUCAUUUUGUGCUUGAGUAAAAUUCGUUCUACAGAUGGAACAUGAAAGUGAAUCCUUGAAGUGGGAUUUGAGAAAAUUCUAAUGCUUCUUUUUAACCAAGUGUGUAGUUUUCAAGUUUUAAAGAUGAACAACAUUUCAUUGUAGGCCACAAUCAUCAGAUUUCAUUGGAGACCGGUAUCAAACUAGUUGUUUUUCUCACAAGGUUGUUAAUGGUCUGAUCUGGAUGUAAACAUUUUAAAGCAUUUUCACCUAUGUCAUGAACAAAUGUUGAUCUGAAUGUGUAUUUGCUAGUGAGUGUGUGUGUGUGUGUGUGGAUGCUAUGGUACAAGCUAAUUUUAAUACUUAGACCAGUCUAAAGGGCCAUUAGGGCAUGCUUCCUUCAAAAAAAUUCUCAUGUUUGUAUAAAACAAUCAAUGAUGUGUAGUUGAGGUCUUUUCUUCUGUUAUUUGAAGAUCAAUACAUGAAUGUAAUUUUCUACAAUGUAAUUUGAUCAUACAUUUUUUCUCUACAUAGGGUCAUUGGUGCAAGUUAAGAAGUGGUAAAACAUGUAAAUUGUGUUGGUAUACACAUUUUAAUGAGUUUUACCCAGGUAAUCUAUUACUUCAUACCGUAAAAACAACAUUUAGAAAACAGUUCCUUUACCAAUUGAAGGUUGAAAUAUAUAGCAGAUUUUAUUUUGGAUAUCACAUUUUUCAUUGGUUCAUGGAUAAAUUGGAAUAUAAUGUUAUGUAAACAUCCUUGAUUUACACACACACAAAAAGGCUAAGAUUCUUGUACAUGUAAUUAAACAUUUUUUGUAAUAUUUUCGUGUAAUAUUUUGAAAUUCCAGUACAUUUUCUGAAGCCAAAAGUUUUUCCUAAAAAAAAAAAAAAAAAAAAUGUGUGAAGGUUAGUUCAAAUCAACAGUUUAAGCACUUUUUUUAUUCAACAAAUAAAUUUUCAUCUGUUCACUUAACUAUGUAUGUACUAUGUACACAAUGUUUAGAGAGAAGAUGACUUGCCUUUUAACUGGUAAUGAACAAAUUAACGAUUGUACCAUUUGUUCAUUGCUACAAAUCCAUUUGAACAUGAUUCUUUUUAGAAAGUUUGAAGUGAUAACAACUUUAUAAUAAUGAAAAUUUCAAUACUCUAAUUUGUUCAAACUGAGCAGAGGUUUACUUUCUCAUGUUUUCCUUUGUUACAAGUUGAAGAAAGUUGAAUCCAAGGGAAAAUUAUACUUCAAUCUGCAAUUCUUAAUGCCAUCAAGAAAUGAAAUCACCCUAAGAUGGUGACUGUCUUUGUCAUUGAAACUGAUAUUGUCUGUUAUUAUAUAUGCAUUUUUCCUGUGGAAAAAUGUCAGAAAUUGUUACUUAAUAAAAAAUAUAAUUGUU
This is a messenger RNA of Mizuhopecten yessoensis (Yesso scallop), 4332 nucleotides long. RefSeq names its product poly(U)-binding-splicing factor PUF60-like. The coding region runs from base 298 to 1899 and encodes 533 amino acids. NCBI's taxonomy places the organism in Eukaryota, Metazoa, Mollusca, Bivalvia, Pectinida, Pectinidae. Gene Ontology annotation, cellular component: catalytic step 2 spliceosome; precatalytic spliceosome. Gene Ontology annotation, molecular function: RNA binding. The transcript is spliced from 15 exons. Gene Ontology annotation, biological process: mRNA splice site recognition; alternative mRNA splicing, via spliceosome; regulation of alternative mRNA splicing, via spliceosome. The record is from RefSeq and is a predicted model, not a curated record.